Talaromyces amestolkiae is the source of this 1302-nucleotide messenger RNA. RefSeq lists its product as uncharacterized. The transcript has a single exon. Gene Ontology annotation, molecular function: flavin adenine dinucleotide binding; saccharopine oxidase activity; sarcosine oxidase activity. The coding region runs from base 1 to 1302 and encodes 433 amino acids. The record is from RefSeq and is a predicted model, not a curated record. NCBI's taxonomy places the organism in Eukaryota, Fungi, Ascomycota, Eurotiomycetes, Eurotiales, Trichocomaceae.
AUGACAUUCUCCCCCAACAAAAGAAUCCUCAUCGUCGGUGCCGGCGCCUUCGGCACAUCAACGGCCUACCACCUCUCCCAACGCGGUUACAACUCCAUCCGCGUGCUCGACCGCCACGCAGUCCCAUCCUGCGAAGCCGCCUCGACCGAUAUCAGCAAAGUGAUUCGCAGCGACUACAAUGAGCCUCUUUAUUGCAAAAUGGGGAUCGAGUCGAUUGAAGCGUGGCGUGACUGGGAUAUGUUUGAGGGACUGUAUCAUGUUCCGGGAUGGAUCCUGAGUGCCUGUAAGCUUUCGGUGCCGUUUGUGGAGGGAUCGGUUGAGACGUCAAAGAAACUUGGUGUGGAAGGGUUGGAGAUUCUGACGCCGGAGGAGAUAAGGGAUAAAUUGCCGUUGGUCAAAGGGAAGUUGGAUGGGUGGAAUAUUAAUGUUUGGAAUCCGACAGCCGGGUGGGCAAACUCUGGCGAGGCUGUGAGGAGGAUGGCGCUCGCGGCGGAGAGGAACGGGGUUGAGUUUGUGAGUGGUGAUAGGGGUUACGUGAGGAAAUUGAAGUAUGCGUCUGAUGGGACUACGUGUACGGGUGUAGUUACGCAGGAUGGCACGGUUUAUGAGGCGGAUCUUGUCAUCUUGGCUGCUGGUGCUUGGAUGCCGAGUUUGAUUGAUCUUCAUGAUCAAUUAACAGCUAAGGGUCAUUCUGUUGCGCACAUUCAGCUUACCCCAGAAGAGACAAAAGAAUAUGCCUCCCUUCCAAUCCUCGAUAAUCUUGAGUUGGGGUAUUUCUUCCCUCCUCAAGAAGACGGCAUUUUCAAAAUGGCACAUAGCCAAUUCAUUACAAACACUGCGAUCGACCCGGUAUCAGGGUUAACGACUUCCAUCCCUCACACUUUUGUCCAGUCUCCCACAGACGAUCUCCCCCUCGAAAUCGAGGCAACUAUGCGCCGCAAUCUGCGACGAGUAUUUCCCCAACUGGCCGAUCGCCCGUUCUGUUAUACCCGUCUUUGCUGGGAUGCCGAUACAGCCGACCGCCAUUUUCUCGUAACGCCUCACCCUACUCAAAAGAAUCUGUUUAUUGCAACCGGUGGCUCAGCGCAUGGAUUUAAAUUUCUACCAAUCGUGGGGAAGUAUAUUGCAGACCAUAUUGAGGGCAAACUGGACGCGGACGUUGUGCAUCACUGGCGCUGGAGGGCGGGCGAGACGAUGAAUACUAAGAAUCUGGCGCAUUUGGAUCCGGAGUUGGAGUUGGCUGAUUUGACGGGGUGGAAGGGGAGGAGGGAGCGUGAGGGAAGAGUGAAGGCAAAGCUGUAG